GGCACGCUUCUCCGGCGGCUCGUACUGUACUCGGUGCUCCCCCAAAGCCACCCGCCCUCCCACUUCAACACCACCUCCGCACGAGCGCCGUUGUGCGCGCCCAACACCAGCUCCGCCAGGUCUCUCAUCCACGACAGUAGUCACGCUUCGCACCCUUCAUAACGACGGCUCGAGCGAACACAAAGCCUGGGGCUCAACCUCAGGCUGGCCUGAGACACGGGCAACUUUCGAGUCGGCUGUGACAAUCCGACUCGCUCGUGCUGAUCCAUCUGCAUCAACCAUAUCCAGCUCGCCCAUCAUGCGUCCACCGAGGAUCGCCAACCUCGCCUUCUUCUUCGGCGCCUGCCUCUUCAUCCUUGGCCGUGCCAUCACGACGGCCACCACGAGGUCGACCACUCCGCCUCCUCCCGCCGUCGACUCGCAGCCCCUUGCCGCCACGAAGCGCAUAGGCACCUUUUCGUCAUUCUUCUCCUUCUCGGCGCCUUUCAUCCUCUUCCCACCCAACGCCGUAAUCACCAUUGCCGACGACAACACCACAUCUUUCGCCGCCAGACCCGCGGCAUUUGGCCCUCCUCUGCCCGCUUUCGGUCUUACAGGUCAGCUAUGGAUUGGCAGUGGGUUCACCGAGGAGUCGCUACUCGACGGCGAAGGGGAGGGCGAGCGAGGCUGUAGUGACGCUCCCAACUGGGACGACGGCACAAAUUCAGUGUUUACGCCCUUGAGUGGUAGCGCCAAAGGUAGGCCGUCCUUCAGCGGGCCUGGAGACAGCCGUCACAGCAGAAACGGACCAGCAGACGCCCUUAAGGACUCUGUCAUAGAUCGACUGCCCGCUGUCGGUGUUGCUGCCAAGUCGAAGCCACCUCCGAUCCCCCUUGACGAUGGUACGGACGACUAUCUGCACCAGGGUCUUGGUGGAAAACCUGUCAAGCAGACUCAGAGCGACGCUUUCGGCCUCGACUGCGUUGGACAUGCCGACAUUCAGUCCAUUCAGGAGGGUGCUGAGAUUGCUGGCAAGAUUGUUCUUCUGAGUCGUGGAGGCUGCGGAUUCCUCGAAAAGGCCAAGUGGGCUCAGCGGCGUGGCGCGGUCGCUCUUAUCGUUGGUGACAACCAGCGUGGCGGGCCUCUGAUUCAGAUGUUCGCCAAGGGUGACGCUUCCAACGUCACGAUUCCAUCCAUCUUUACCUCGCGCACUACUGCGUAUCUGCUUUCUCUCAUGCUGCAAUCUGGCGCAGGUUUCGAAAAUGUCAUGGAUGAGCAUGGGAAACUGGCUCUCAAGGGACAGCCACUCGACAAGACCACCAAGAACAAGAAGGGGAAGGAGCAGGGCACUCACUCGGCUGCUUCGGUAGCAACUAGUGGUGGUAAGGGCACAAGUGGCAAGUCUUCGGUCAGCGCGGAUAGCAAUGCAUCCUCUUCCAGCUGGUUCGCUCGUCUCUUCGGCAUCGGGACCACUUCCGGUGCUGGCGAUGUCGAUAACAGACCGCCGAGAAGCGGACGACUGGAGUGGAAGCAAGUCGAGGACUUCAGCGAUGAGAACGAUACUCCGGCUGCAAAAGGCCGUGCGAAAACUGGCACAGCGGUCAAAUCGACGUCGGACCAGGUUACUCCUGACGACUUUCAGAUCGGAGUGCAAGACUGGCGCGAUCCUGAUCUGGUGGGAUUCGAGGAUGGCGUGGACAUCGCCGACAGCAGUCUGCCGAAAACGAAGAAGAUCCCCGAGUCCGCAGCGAAACGAGCAGCGGAGGAGAAGCCACGACAAGCGAACAGCAUCACGCCCAGCAGCAGCGAAUACAUUGCAAGCAGCUUUCCAGCCAAGGACCGCGACGCCAUUGGCAAGGCUAAGGACAAGACGUCACCUACAACCAAGGAGAGCCCCGGUGGGCUGAUCUCGAAGCUUUUUGGCAAUCACGACAGUGUUGGCAGCGCUCGUGGCGAAGAUCAACCUGCCCCAAUCACCACGUCCCCGGCCAACAGACCGGAUCAAGGCAGGGGCAUGCCGCCGCCGCAUCACGAGGGGCUUUGGGUCGUCAUUACUCCCUCAAGCGGCGCCAGUCCUUUCUUCGACACCCUGCUUGUUCUUGUGAUCAGCCCACUGAUCACAUUGACCGUCGUAUAUGCGCUGCUGAUUCUCCGCGCCCGCAUUCGCAGAAGACGCUGGAGAGCACCCAAGUCUGUCGUGGAGAGGCUUCCCGUGCGAACCUAUCAAACAGUGGCAAAUUCAUCGACCCAAAGCUCUCGUGUACCAUCCCCUACAAGUUCGUCGCCAACGACACCGCUUCUUCAAAGCACGGAACUGCCACAGCGACCCCGACCUCGGUCUCGAACCACUACUGGUGUUUUGACGGCCGACGAAGUCAUGCAAGCUGAGACGGCCCAUGCAGUACCCAGCUCUGCGCGGGCAAGAGGAGGGCAGAAGCCGGAGCACGAGAAGCGUGGUAGUCAAUGGAAGAAAUACAUAGGACGUCAGGUUGAGUGUGUUGUUUGUCUUGAAGAAUAUGUCGAUGGCGUCAGCCAAGUCAUGAGUCUUCCCUGCGGCCAUGAGUUUCAUGUGGACUGCAUCACUCCUUGGCUUACGACUCGGCGACGCACAUGCCCCAUCUGCAAGGGUGAUGUGGUGCGGUCACUCGCCCAUGGUUCUUCAAGCCCUCGCUACGAACCAUAUCGCGACGACAGCGAGGACGACGAUGUCUCCUCGCACAACUCACUGCCUAGCUCUGACGCAAGUGCAGAAGAUCGUGAGGAUCCCGACGUUGAGCGCGGAGUCAGUUCCUUGACGAGCAAUCGGCAGGAGAGCUGGCUGACUAUGAUCACUGGCAUUCUGCGACCGCGUUCGACCCAGCGCAGGGACGAUCGUGGCGAACAGGACCGUGAUCGGUGAUGGCUUGCGCGCAUGCGCUGUGGAUGGAGACAGCGUUGCUGUGCUCACCACGACCUUGGCUGGCUGUUUGUUUUGGGAUAGGUUCUGCAUUUCUUUUAGCCCGAAGGCUGGCGCAAGGGUUUAUUCAUAGCGAUUAGGACUCGGUACAUAAGAUACACCACACCACUUAAGUAUUGAAUAGGUGGAAUGAGCAAAGCCAUGGUUUUCAGACGGAUGGCGAUGUUAAUGGCUCAACCUAAUUUGUCAAUGUCCUGUAGCAAGUGAAGAGCGCCACGAAUUCUUUGCUCAUAUUCCUUUUCUUCGUGUUCACCA
Microdochium trichocladiopsis is the source of this 3190-nucleotide messenger RNA. RefSeq lists its product as uncharacterized. Lineage: Eukaryota; Fungi; Ascomycota; Sordariomycetes; Xylariales; Microdochiaceae. The record is from RefSeq and is a predicted model, not a curated record. The coding region runs from base 299 to 2878 and encodes 859 amino acids. Gene Ontology annotation, molecular function: zinc ion binding. The transcript has 3 exons.